ACCCCGCGCACCACCCCGCGCACCACCCCACGCACCACCCCGUGCACCACCCCGCGCACCACCCCACGGCGGCGGCGCACAGGCAGGCGGUGCGACACGCGGACGGGGACAAGGAAGAGCGGGGGGGCGCCAGGCAGAGGGAGCGAGUGGGGAGCGUCGCCUGCACCCGCAGGAGCAUCAACGUCGGCCCGCGCGAGGAGUUUAGGAACGGCCUCGACAACUCCGAGGCCUUGCCUCUCGACUUCCACCGAUUGCCGCACGCUGGCGGCGGCGGUGCGGCGACGAUGCCAGGGAGCAGCGCCUCCUCCUCCUCCACCGCCACCACCACCUCGUCCAUCUCGUCCACCACCACCUCCUCGUCGUCGUCCUUGUCGUCGUCCACCUCGCAGGCCGCUUGGCUGAGCCACGUCUCCGGCGGCGGCGGCGACGGCGGCGAAGCGGCGAGCGGCUACUGGAGCCCGGUGCCGCGGCCGGGGGACGACACGGGCGGCGGCCUCAACCUCAGCAGCAACAACAACGGCAGCCACAACCACCACAACCACCAUCACCACCAGCAGCAGCAGCAGCACCACAACCACCACCACAACCACCACCAGCAGCACCAGCAGCAGCCGCCGGGCCUGAGGCCUGUCGGGGCAGGCCACCCGUUCCGCCCGACGGGCCUGUGGGUGCCGCCGUUUGAGAAGGGCCGGGAGGAGAACGGGGUGAAGGCCGAGGGCAGGAAGGCCUCGGCCGAGGUGAUGCCGCAGGUGGUGUCCAUGGGGGGCUCCCACUUCGGGGGGCCAGGCGUCGGCGGAGGGGUCCCCCCCCACUUUUUGUGCGAGCUGCAGCGCUCGGCACACCACUUCCUGGAGAAGCAGGGCACUUGCCUGGAUCGGCUCGCCCAGGAGAGGGCGCCAGAGGGGGCGGAGCGGCCAAGCCAACAGGCAGGCCUGAGGGCCUGCCCCGGGCCCAUCACCAGCAGCAGCAGCAGCGUAUACAGGCCCGACGUGGUGUACGACGAGGCCCUGCGCACGACGCGUCGCGUGGUCAGCCGCCUCGACCUGGCCGAGAGGAAGCGCAAACUUGCCUGGCUCCACGGAGUCCGAGCUCCCAGCGGGUCGGACAGCGACGAGGAGCUGGACGAGGGGGAGAUGAGAGCCGACGUGCGGCGCCUGUCUCAGCGGCCGCCCCUGCCUCUCUCGUGCACGCCCGAGAAGCUGGGCCUGCUGGCCAUCGUGGGCCUCACGUCGCGCCCGCACCGCGACUCCCUCGCCGCCGAGCGUGCCCGCAAGCGCCGCCGGCGCAUGAUGGACCCCAGCCCCCCCCGCGGGGCCGCCCCCUCGCUCCCACAAUGCACCGCGGCGGCCGCGGCCGGGGGCGCGGUGGCGGCGGCGGCGUUGCCGGCGUGCACCGCGACUGGUACGACGCAGCAGCAGCAGCAGGGCGACCUCAACAGCGCCAGCGACUUCCCCGAGAAGAUGGACUUCCUGGUGCGGCUGUCGCUCACGCACGUCAAGCCGGAGCUGCGCCAGGAGCGAGAGUGCGCCCUGGCGCUCAUGCAGGCCGCCAAAGACGGGCGGCUGCCCAGCGACGCUCCCUUCCGCCACCCGACGCCGUGGCUGCACCUCCACUCCUCGGCGCAGCACCACCCCGGUCCCAACGUCUCCUCCUCCUCCACCACCACCACCUCCUCCACCACCUCCUCCACCACCUCCUCCACCACCUCCUCCACCACCUCCUCCACCACCUCCUCCACCACCACCGCCUCCUCCGCCAUCGUUGCUCCCAACGUCUCCACGGGCGCCGUCUCUGUCGCCCCUCCCUCUCCACCACCGCUCGUCGUGGUGCCCCGCGAGCCCCCCACUAGAACGGCGGCCCCCCACUUCCAUUUGGCUAAACCACAACCGCAACAACCGCAGCAACAACCGCAGCAACAAACGCAGCAACAGCCGCCGGCACCGCCGCGCGGCCUUGCGCCACCGCCCCCGUCCAUCGCCGCUCUCCCCCCGCGCCUCUCCGACUCCGCCGGUGGGAUCGUCCGAACCGCCCUCGACUUGACCAGGCCCGGUCUGGCCUCUGUACGGCCUCAGCAGCAGCAGACGCAGCAGCAGCAUCAUCAUCAUCAUCAACAUCAUCAUCAGCAGCAGCAGCAUCAGCAGCAGCAGCAUCAUCAUCAGCAGCAGCAUAAUCAGCAUCAUCAGCAUCAACAGCAGCAGGGAAGGUCCAACGACGCCCAGCAGCACCUUCGCAGGCAGGACUUGAGCGUGAAUGGCGGUGGGUCGGCCAGGCCUGUGCUCGGCCCGGUCGCUAGGCCGAUGAUGAGCGACAUCCGGUUCCUGGGAAUGGAAGGCGGCGGCGGCAACAACAACAACAGCAGCAACAGCAGCAGCAUCAUCAUCAGCGGCGGCGGCCACAACAAUAACAACAACAGCAGCAGCAGCAUUAUCGUCAGCGGCCACAACAACAACAGCAGCAGCAUCAUCAGCGGCGGCGGCCACAACAACAACAACAGCAGCAGCAGCAGCAUCAGCGGCAGCGGCGGCGGCCACAGCAGCAGCCACGGCGGCCACAGCAGCGGCUGCAACGGCAACGCAGGAGGCAGAGGGGUCGCGGUGACGCCCACGGCGGCGGCGGCGGCGUGGCCGGCCGUGCGUCCGAGCUUCUCGCCGUUCGGUCGGCCGCAGGGCAGCGUGCGGUGGAGCGCAAACUCCGACGCGGUGCUUGAGCACUCUCACGCUCACGCCGACGCGGGCGGCGGCGGCGGCGACGGCGCCGGUCGAGCGGAGCACGGCGUCGGCGCGGCUGCCGACGGCGCGGGGAGAGCCGAGUCGGCGCCGGGAGCGGCUUCCGCCGCUGCCGGGGUCCCGGGGAGCGGCGCGGAGGCGCCGGGAGACGGAGCGGCGGAGUGGAGGGGCGUGGAGGCCGUGAUCGAGGCCUACCAGCAGCACCUGAUGGAGCACGUGCUGGAGCGAGAGGUGCUGCAGGAGCAGGUGGGCCGCCUGAACCUCUACAACCGCCACCUGGGGACCCUGGCCGAGACCCUGAACUCGCGCGUCGCGGAGCUGCUGGGCUGCAAGCGCCGCCUGGCGAGCGAGCGCCAGCGCAGCGAGGAGGCCCUGGCCCGCCUGCACCGCUGCCUGCCGGCCGCCCCCCCCGGCUGCCCCCCCCGGCUGUCCGUGGCCGCCCCCCCCCCGCCGCUGUCGCUGGCCGCGAGGGCGGCACGCCUGCCCACGACGGCCUCGUCAGGGCCCUCGGCCCAGCAGCACGGCCACUGACGCGGCCUCGUCCGCCCGCCCGCCUGCCCGUCCGUCCGCCCGCCUGCCCGUCCGUCCGUCUGUCGGAGUGUCUCAGUGUUUGUCUGUGUGAAUGUCCACAUGUCUGUGUGAGUGUCCGUGUCUCUGUAUAUAGGUCUCUGUGUCUCUGUGUCUGUCCCCGUAUGUAUGUGUGUAUGUGUGUCUGUGUGUCUCUGUGGCUGUGUGUCUGUCCCCGUAUGUAUGUGUGUCUCUGUAUCUCUGUGUCUGUUCCCGUAUGUCUGUGUGUAUGUGUGUCUGUGUGUCUCCGUGGUUCGGUGGCUUUGUGACUGUCUGAGGGUCCGAGUGCGGAACGGCGGUUAGCGCCGCGCCGCGCUACGAACCCAGCAGAGACCCAAGUUCGAUUCCCGCUCACGGCCACCACCAACACCGCCAGUGACGAUGAUCUGAACCGGUCCUGGGCCUCCCCUCGGUCGACUCGGCCUUAAAUCAGUACCGGGCGCGGUUCUGGCCACACCGCUCCCCGCACCUCCGCUUAGCACGGCUGGCCAUGUACGGUGCGAAAGAAGUUCAAAGUGCACGCGCACACACGCACACAUUGGGCGAGCGGCGCCGGCCUUCUUAGGCACUGCUGCUCAUCGAACAGCACUUGCCCCGGCAGCCCGCGUGGGCUACGCCGGGGUGGGGGGGGGGGAGGGACCCUUUGUCUUUGUCGUACGUCCCGUGUCUGGUCCGCCGCGCUUGGCUCAGGAGGCCGGUGGGCACCAGGGCGGUCGUCUCAACCGCCGGACUUCGUUGGUGUCGGUCGGGCGUCGCCUGUGGGUUCGUUCGUUCGACUCGACUGUGCGUCCGGAUCAACGAGGAGCACGGAUGGCGAAGCCGUCUGGUCCGCUCGGCAUCUGGUUCCACCGCGGGCGACAUGGCAGGAGCGUCACGUGGGGCGCUUGGGAGGCCCUUCUGCAUAAACGCGGCGCUGUACGGAGCGGCGCUGUACGGAGCGGCGCUGUACGGAGCGGCGCUGUACGGAGCGGCGCUGUACGGAGCGGCGCUGUACGGAGCGGCGCUGCGGGAGGUCGUCGUAGCACGCUUCCGGCCGAGAUGCGUUCCCCAGCCGUUGUUUGCGAGCCUACGAGCGAUAUACGAGGCCUUCACUUGGCGUUGAGUCGAUAAUAGCCUUGACAGCGACACAGUACGCAACGAUACUGUACGCAACGAUAAAAUGUGCGGAAGAAUUAGGAUCAAUAAUAAAUAAAUGGGAAAAAAAUAAACUUUGAAUGAUAGCGGCAAAAAAAAAAAUUCCGAUCGGUUGCUGCCCGCCGGUGCACUCGGGCGGAGCCAAUCGCACGCCCGCUUGGUUUUAGCGCGCGGCUCGGAGACAGAGAAGGGGGGCGGCGACGCUGUAAGAGACGCCGACGCUGUAGGAGGCAGCGGCGUUGGCAGCGACGCUGUCAGAGGCGCGCCUGCACUGACCGAGCCCUCGCGAGGACAAACCGAGCGAUGCCCCGUGCGGUACUUCGAUCUCAAGCAAUAAGUGUCGGGCGGGGGGCUGUGGGCGGUGGGGUGGGGGGUCCUACCCCCUCCGCGAGGCAUCGCGACGGCAGGUAUCGGGGUGCGCCACGGCCCCCGCCGUGUCCGGGGAGCCGGGCGCUGAACGACUCCGAGUCGGGGGGGUGGGGCACGAGCCGAGGGAGGCGAGGAAAAUUCUCUUUUGUGCCGUCGCUUAAAUGCAUAAGCGAGAAAAAUAUAUACAAGUAAAAACACGUGUCGCGCGGCGGGGUCACGCGAGGUCACGCGGGGUCACGCGGGGCGCGCUCGACCAAUGGCGUUGAUUGGCGCGAAUUUCAAAUGGAGUCGGCAUCCCCCUGGGGCAGAGUCGGCGACCCGGGGCGGAUUUCGGGACCCGGAGCGGAAUUGGGGACCCGGAGCGGAAUUGGGGACCCGGAGCGGAUUUGGGGACCCGGAGCGGAUUUGGGGACCCGGAGCGGAUGAGUCGUCGGUGGGGCGACCCGGCCCUGCCGCUCCACAGGGACGGGGGAACUCGAGCGGGAUUUAGGGGGGGGGAUGUCGGUGGGCAGGAGGAGCCUGCGUCGCAUCGUCUACGCGCGGCAGGCUCAAUGAGAGACACGAACUCUCCAAGUGAACUUGACGACUACGUUUCGUUUCGUUUUUUUGACGUCGAUGAAUUAUACCGUUCUUCGUUUUCAGUUUUUAUUUUGUUUUGCGGUGAGGUGGGCGGGGGGGGGGGGGGUAACCGGCGGUGGUGGCGGCGGUGGUGGCGGUGGUGGCGGUGGUGGUGGUGGUUUACCGCAACCAAGUUGUGAAUUCUAACCAUGGCCUGCGGCGGUCAGAAUGCGAGGGGUCGGAGGGCAGAGCCGGGCCGAGGGGUACAGCGGCGACACGCAGCGUCCCA
This is a messenger RNA of Lethenteron reissneri (Far Eastern brook lamprey), 5643 nucleotides long. RefSeq lists its product as uncharacterized. NCBI's taxonomy places the organism in Eukaryota, Metazoa, Chordata, Hyperoartia, Petromyzontiformes, Petromyzontidae. The record is from RefSeq and is a predicted model, not a curated record.